AUGAAUGCUUUCUUCGAUGGGUAUGUUCAUGCUAAGACAAACUUAAAAGAAUUUGUUGAUCAGUUCGAUAAUGCAUUGAGGAAGAAGAUUGAGAAUGAGAAUGGAGCGGACUUCCAGUCAUUCAACUUCAAAAUCCCAGUUGUAACUGUCUCUCCAUUCGAGACGAUAUUUCAGGAGUUGUACACAAACUCUAAAUUUAGAGAAGUUCAACAAGAAGUAAUGGGGAUUGUUGGUUGUCUUCCAAUUCUACAACAAAAGAAUGAUGUAAUUGCAACAUACCAUGUAGAAGAUGAAAUCCAUGUUGAUGGUUUCAUCAAAGAGGUUACCUAUUCUGUAUACUUUGAUGAGGCUGAGUGCGAGGUGAAGUGUUCUUGCGGAUUGUUUGAGAUGAGAGGUAUAUUGUGUAGACAUAUAUUUGCCACUCUGAAGGUUAAUCGAGUUCGUAUGCUGCCCAAGAAGUACAUAUUGGACCGAUGGAGAAAAGACAUAAAAAGAAAAUACACCCUGAUAAGUAGUAGUUUUGAUGUAGUUGAUGCGAGGCCAGACGUGAGUAGAUAUUCACGUAUAAUGAAGAUAUGUGGUGAUGUCGCAAGUAAUGCAGCUUCAUCUGAUGAACAUGCUCAGGAUAUGAUUGAUAAGUUGCAUGCAAUGAACGAGGUCUAUCUCACCAACAAGUCGCCAAUCCAAACUUGUUCCAACGUUGCAAUUCAAACAGCAGAUACAACUACAUGUACGAGUUCGAAGAAAGUACUAAGUCCCCUUGUUGUGAGAGGCAAAGGCAGACCACCAUCUCUGAGGAAAGCUUCCAUAAUGGAGAAAGUGUGCAAACCCAAGACCAGAAAGGCUACGCAAAAGGGAAAACAUAGACAGAUGCAUGGAAGAGAUAUUGAAGUUGUUGACACACGUAGGAAUUUGUUUGGCGAAACAUUGGUUGGGACUCAAGAGAGUGUUCCUAUUCAGCUGCGUGGAAACAUUUCCGAGAUUUUUGACUCUAGUGGAACCCAGUUUGGCGAAUCAAUGAUUACGACUCAAGAAAGUAUGCAUCUUGGAGUGGAUGAAACACAGCCGGAUAAUGAGGAUGGAGCACAGCCAGAUCUUAGGGAUUUUGAUUUAUGA
Juglans regia (Persian walnut) is the source of this 1116-nucleotide messenger RNA. RefSeq names its product protein FAR-RED IMPAIRED RESPONSE 1-like. Gene Ontology annotation, molecular function: zinc ion binding. NCBI's taxonomy places the organism in Eukaryota, Viridiplantae, Streptophyta, Magnoliopsida, Fagales, Juglandaceae. The transcript is spliced from 4 exons. The coding region runs from base 1 to 1116 and encodes 371 amino acids. The record is from RefSeq and is a predicted model, not a curated record.